Molecule: messenger RNA, 2335 nt
Organism: Leptopilina heterotoma
Lineage: Eukaryota; Metazoa; Arthropoda; Insecta; Hymenoptera; Figitidae
Product: facilitated trehalose transporter Tret1-like
Exons: 2
Coding region: 732-2216 (494 amino acids)
Biological process (GO): transmembrane transport
Cellular component (GO): membrane
Molecular function (GO): transmembrane transporter activity
Source: RefSeq, a predicted model, not a curated record
GAAAAACUGUUGGUAGAGCUGUUCGCCCAAUGCGGUGAACUGCUGCGUUAAAAAGAAACGCACAGCUCACUUUAUUUUUGGGCGAGUUACUCUCCUUUUUGGGCGAGCAACUCUCCUUUUUGAUAGAGCUGCUGACCUUUUUGUCAAGCAGCCGCUCGCCAACGCCAUUGGUAGUCAAGUUUAGGAGAGCAACUCGCCUAAUUUUGAUAGAGCUGUGAGUUUAAAGUUAAGUAGCGCUGCACAACAGUCAAUAGCGGAACUGCUCUACCAACAGUUUUUCAGUGUAGUUUUCCAUGCGAUGAAGGGAGAAAGAAAAUAUUACCUGGGUUCUCGGAGUUAAUCCUCAUUUACAAAGGCUACUAGUAAGUAAGUUCAAUUCACACGUGUCAUCAUAUCGCAAAUAUUUUAAAAUUAUUUUUAAUGACACAAAAUUAGUAUAAACUAUUAUAAAUAACAGUUUAUUUGUAAAAAGUAACUGUUAUAAUGAUAAUAAUAUUGUUCGUUGAGUCACGUUUUUAAGAACAUGUUGAAAAAUACUUGUAGAGAACUUUACAAAACAGGUGGUCAUUAGUACACUCAAUGUGCAAUUCUUGUCUACUUCCUGGUAUGCUUAGAUGUUUAUCAAAUAUAACUAUUUCAUUUACUAAAGAAAACUUAUGCAAACCAAAUGUUAUCAUAAUAUUAAAAUUGACACUUUUAAGACAAAAUGAAAUAAUAAAGGAGAUAAGAAAAUGAAGAAUUGUUGUACAUCUAGGAUAAGGCAGUAUUUCAAUAAAAACGACAACAAGGAAUUAAAGAGCGAUGGAAGUCACUCCAAACAAUAUAUGGCAGCAAUUUGUGCUUGCAUCACGAUAGCGGUAUGUGGAGGUGGUCAAUCAUGGUCAUCACCAGCGAUACCAUAUCUAACAAGCAAAAAUUCUCCAUUUCUGGUAACGGAUUACCAAGUCACAUGGAUCAGUUCACUGUACAAUGUUGGUGAUCUUAUUGGAGUUCUCCUGAAUCCACUUUUUAUCGAUCGAAUCGGACGUAAGAACACCUUACUACUUUCUGCACUACCAGGACUAAUAGGAUGGUGUCUAAUUAUCUUUGCCAAAAACUACAUACACCUCUACAUAGCACGACUCUUAACCGGUAUUUCUCAAGGAAGUACCCUCAAUUGUCUAGUGAUAUAUUUGACAGAAAUUUCCGAAAAAAACAUCAGAGGGAGACUAGUGAAUAUAUUGCAUCUAUCGCUCUCAUUUGGUGUCUUUGUAUUUUCAGCUAUUUCAGCAUUUACAUCCUAUUACAUACUCAACAUAUCCGCAGCCUUGCUGAUGCUACUCUUCCUGUUUGUAUUCCCAUUAUCACCGGAAACACCCUACUACUAUCUUUUACAACAAAAAAAAGACGAUGCCACAAAAUGUAUGAUGAGAUUAAGAGGGUUCAAUUCAUCAGAGAAAGUAGAAAACGAAAUAAGAGAAAUGAUUCUAGCAAUAGAAGAGGAUAGAAAAAAUACAAAAAGAUUUGCUGUUUGGGAAUUAUUCAGCAAGAGUUAUAAUCGAAAAGCAGUAUUAAUAAUGUUUUUCAUGAAAAUGACACAAAUUAUGUCAGGUGUUAAUCCUCUUACUUACAAUGCUGAAGAAAUUCUCAGUCAUAAUAAUCUGCCAAUUAAACCUGGAGUUCAGGUGGUUAUGUGGCAUGGUAUAGCAUUACCAGCGUCACUAAUUACCGGUUGGAUCUUAGACAAAUUUGAAAGAAAGAUUAUUUUUCUAUCCUCGGGAGUUUUUACAACACUUUGUUUGAUAGCACUUGGCAUCUAUUUUUUUAUAACAGAUUAUCUUCACAAAGAUACAUCGUCUUAUGGAUGGUUACCACUUGUGGCAUUAAUUGUAUUUCAAAUGUCCUACACAUUUGGCAUUGGCAGCAUUCCUUAUAUUAUUCAAGGGGAACUUUUUCCCAUUCAGGUAAAAGGGAGCGCAGUUUGCUUGGGUAGAAUUAUCACUGAUGUAUUUGCAUUCGCCACUACUGCUGGAUAUCAUCCAAUGAGUAAUGCUUACGGGGCAUAUACAACACUUUGGUUUUUUGCAUUGGUUACACUUUUUGGAUCAUUGGUUUCAUUUUGGAUUGCAAUUGACACUUUGCGAAAGAGUUUAGAGGAAAUACAAGCGUUACAGAAUCCGGAGUUGGGGAGGAAACUGGAAUUAGAACGUCAAAAUACUUUAUCCAGAAGACGCUGAAGAUAGUCUCAUUUCUACAAACUGCAUUGGCAACCACUUGCCUUAUUAAUUUCUUUAAAAUAUAAUUUAUGUUAUUUUCUUUCUUUAUUUUGAAUAAAUGUGAUUAUUUCUGUUGUUAA